Ostertagia ostertagi is the source of this 900-nucleotide messenger RNA. The record is from the annotation of a GenBank genome assembly. NCBI's taxonomy places the organism in Eukaryota, Metazoa, Nematoda, Chromadorea, Rhabditida, Trichostrongylidae.
AUGGGAUUUAUGCCUAGCCGAAUACAGGCUCCCAACGUUGCGGACUCGUCUCCGUCCGGUUCUGUACCAGUCUUCUCCUUUAUAUUGUUGCCACUGCACCACCCAUAUGGCUGCUUCAGACAAAGUUAUGUGAAUGGCGAAGAGAAUACGAAUUGCUUGGCGAAAGCAAAAUCGCAAUCAGUGGCCCAGAAGAAUAGCUACAACUUCAACUACUUGAACAGCUUCUCCUUGUCGUUCUCAUCAUUGGCCGAUGGCUCCUGCCAAAAGAAGACAUUAGCAAUCUCAUCAGAUAUUGUCGAAUUCUUCGAUGUUUUCAAAGAGAAGGCUGUGUACAAUAAUGUUAAUGUCCAACAAAUCGUGCUCGCUGCCUGGACGCUGAGUCUUCUCCAGUUUCCGUUCGUACUCACUGUAAGCAGAGCAAGAAAAAUGAGAGUUGCUAUUACAAAGACUUAUGAAGAGCUCAUCAUGCCUCACACUAGACCACCAAAUUUCUGGGAGGUAUUCUACGAUGUCGACAUUUGGGCUAUUAUACUAGCCAACUCCCUCCAAGACAUCCCCUUCCUUCUGGUCCGUUUAUACUUGAUGCUUCAACACAGUCUCGUCACCUACACAAUGAUAUUCUUCACUUGCAAAAAUGCACUCAUAAUCGCACUUCAGACAUACAGGGCUUUCAUCCUGCUCAAUGACCGCUAUAUUCGUCCUAAACCUCCCGAUUUUGAUAUGCUGGAUUCACAUGCUCAUCACACUCGUGACCACCAACGGAAGCCAACCUCACAUCGUAAAAGGAAAUCAAAGCGCGACAAAUCCGAAGAACGUCAGCAUCUAUUCAGCCCUCACCGUGAGAGAAGCCAUAAACGAGAGCGUCGUAGAAUGGACACUUUGGAAGAAACAACAGCGUGA